AAGAGCAGGAGUACUUCUGCAAGCCGAGGGUCAGCGCACUCAGGUCAGCCGAGGCCAAUCACGUUCAGGGUUCGGGUUAAGCUUAUUUAGCCAAAUCGGCAUGUUGUGCUGUCCUGCACUUUUGCACUUCUUGCAGCUCGGCCGCGUAGAAUCAACUGAUCGGGAUGUUGUCCUCGAAAUAUUUGCUUGUCCUUGUCGUGCAGGUGAGUUGUGCCAUCGCUGCACCAGCACAGUUGCCUCCAGAUGGGACAUCAAGAUUCAGCUGGGACGAGAUAGAGCACGUAAUCGCCUUUGGCGACUCGUACACAUACAUCCAAGGCACUGCCGGCCGGCAAAACUAUAGCUUCAUAGGCGACUAUCUGCCCGGAAACUUCACCUUUAACCCCGAGAAGCUCCUAAAUGACAAGAUUGUCGCCAACUACUCGGGCACAUCAGCCGGCGGACCCAACUGGAUCGAGUUCCUGACCAACGGCGGCGUCGAGCCGGGCACAUACACCCCUUCCUCAUGCCGCGCCAGCACCAGCACCAGCAGGAUCCCUGGCCACCGUUCCUCGAACCAGAAUGGCAGACAGCCGCGGGAGCUGUGGGACUUUGCCUUUGCCGGGGCAAACUAUGCGGAGGAGUUCCUCCCCUUGCAUCACGACUACACGGUGCCCAUGGUGAACCAGACGCGGCAAUAUCUGUCGUACGCGCACCCCGUCCUGAGCCCGCGGUUCCGCAAGGACAAAAAAGAUGUUCUAGUCGCAGUGUGGAUCGGGAUCAACGACAUCAACGACAUCAAGCUGCCAACCGCGGAUACCACUCCCACUCCCACUGCUGCUGCUGGUAGCACCACGCUCAGUAGGGGCGGGGACCUCGCAUAUCUCGCUGAGAAAUACGAUGCCAUCAACGCCGCGUUGUUCGAGCAGAGUAUCACCCCACUGUACAAGGAGGCCGGGUUCACCAACUUCCUGUUCAUCAAUCUACCGCCGUACGACCGGACGCCGGGGAAUGUGCUAGCCUUGAAUCCGUAUCCGAGUAAGGCAAUGGUCGACUUGUGGAAUCGGAGCCUGGAAAAGCACAUGACUGCAUUCCAGCAGCGCAUCAACGGCCCACAGCACGGCGAUACAAACAUACCCAGCAGAAGCAGCAGCAGCAGCAGCAGCAGCAGCAGCCCGCCACCAGGACCGGCAACACGCAGCCGACGCGCAGUGUCGACGCUGCUGUACGACGCAAAUACCCUGCUCAACGCGAUCCUGGACAACCCGCUCAAGCACGGGUUCUGGAACACCCUGACGACCUGCCCGGACGCCAAGAACCCGGAAGUCGUGGCCCACCCGUGGAAGUUUGGCUGCCUGCCCGUGGAGCGGUACUUCUGGUUCGACGCCGGGCACAUGUAG
Molecule: messenger RNA, 1379 nt
Organism: Microdochium trichocladiopsis
Lineage: Eukaryota; Fungi; Ascomycota; Sordariomycetes; Xylariales; Microdochiaceae
Exons: 2
Coding region: 165-1379 (404 amino acids)
Source: RefSeq, a predicted model, not a curated record